Messenger RNA from Emiliania huxleyi CCMP1516, 1077 nucleotides. RefSeq lists its product as hypothetical. Lineage: Eukaryota; Haptophyta; Isochrysidales; Noelaerhabdaceae. The transcript has 4 exons. Bases 1 to 771 code for a protein of 256 amino acids. Gene Ontology annotation, cellular component: membrane. The record is from RefSeq and is a predicted model, not a curated record. Gene Ontology annotation, biological process: intracellular manganese ion homeostasis. Gene Ontology annotation, molecular function: manganese ion transmembrane transporter activity; iron ion transmembrane transporter activity.
AUGUCCAGGAGCGCGCUGCUUCUGGCGGUGGUUGGUGCGGCGGCCUCGGCCACGCCGCGUACUCUGCUGCGGCCGGACACCCGGGACACAUCCAGCCGACACGUGCUGACGCAGCUGCGCGGCGGCGGGAGAAUUUCCGGCACCUUUGGCGCCGCGUUGCACGGCGCAACCGCGACUCUGUUUGCCGCCCGGACCGAACCCAAGGGGCAGAAGGCCAUGCGGCUCGAGAGGCACGUGCGUGGCGUCGUCUUUGGUGGUAUGGACGGCAUCCUCACCACGUUCGCGCUGCUCGCGGCGGUCGCUGGCUCGCGCCACACCUCAACUUCGCUCACGCUUGUGAUUGGCAUCUCGACGGUGCUCGCUGACGCGCUGUCGAUGGCGGCGGGAGAGUACCUGUCGGCCAAGGCGGAGGCGCAGAUGGCAGCCGGCGCGCCACCUGACGAGCCUGGUCCGCUCGAGAAGGGCGUCGCGAUGUUCCUCGCAUUCACUGCGUUUGGGUCGAUGCCUCUCCUGGGCUACAUCUCUGCGGCGCUGCUGACCUCCUUUGCGGGCAGCGCUGUCGCGCCGCAGCGCUACUUUGCCCUCUCUGUCGUCAUCACCGCCGUGACGCUCUUCUCGCUCGGCUGCAUCAAGGCGCGCUUUGUCGACGACGUCUGGUGGCACUCUGGCGCAGAGGCGAGCGCAGAGGGAGGCGGAGUGCUCGCGAUUGGCGGCGCCGCGGCGUGCGUCGCCUUCUACACCGCUAAGCUCGUCGACCGGGCGAUCGCUUGAGGGGCAGCUGGAGCACGGUGGCUGGUGGCCGAGUUGCGAGAAGAGGGGAGCAGACCCUUCAGCCGUGCGGGAACCUCUUCUGAGAUGUGUGCAUGUGCGCGGGUUGGUCGAUGCGUGGGGUCCGCCCAAGCCGCCGAGAGCACACACGGGGAUGGGACCUCCGCGCCCCCGACGAAGGGUGCUCAGUCCUCAGAGUGGUCAGAGAGCAGCCCGCGCGACGCAGAGCCGGCCGCUCGGUCUCACUGGGCUCGCACGUCGCAGUCGCAAGAGUCUUUCUAUCAAAAAGGACGCAUGUAAGGAUGUAUU